Epinephelus lanceolatus (giant grouper) is the source of this 2683-nucleotide messenger RNA. RefSeq names its product iduronate 2-sulfatase (gene ids). The record is from RefSeq and is a predicted model, not a curated record. Gene Ontology annotation, cellular component: cytoplasm. Lineage: Eukaryota; Metazoa; Chordata; Actinopteri; Perciformes; Serranidae. Gene Ontology annotation, molecular function: iduronate-2-sulfatase activity.
CGGGCAACGCGAUAAUCAGGAAGUUAUUUAAAGACGACGACACGCUCGUUUGUUUAGAUAUCCGCUUGCUGGAGGACGGCUGAAACCACAGAGGAGAUGCGUGAUUAACUUUGAAGUAAACUUUAUCUGAGGGACACUUGUCGUUAUUUUCCCCUGCCUAACCAAGAUGUUCAUGUGUGUCCGAGUAUGGCUUCUCCUCCUGGGUCUUCACGCACUGGCUCCUGCUGCUGGGGCAAGGAGAGGGAGGAGAAAUGUCCUUUUCAUCAUGGCAGAUGAUCUGCGGACGUCAUUAGGCUGUUAUGGGGACUCUGUGGUAAAAUCGCCAAACAUUGAUCAACUGGCAUCCAAAAGCCAAGUUUUUCUUAAUACAUAUGCACAGCAAGCUGUGUGUGCUCCCAGCCGAACAUCCAUGUUAACUAGUCGGAGACCAGACACGACCAGGCUCUAUGACUUCAAUUCCUAUUGGAGAACGCAUUCUGGAAACUACACGACCCUGCCACAGCACUUUAAAUCUAAUGGAUACUUUACCAUGUCUGUGGGCAAAGUAUUUCAUCCGGGUAUUGCCUCUAAUCACAGUGAUGACUACCCUUACAGCUGGUCCAUCCCUGCCUACCACCCAGCUUCAUUUAGAUUUGAAAAACAAAAGAUGUGUAAAGGAGAGGAUGGUAAACUCCACGCCAACUUACUGUGUGCAGUGAACGUCACAGAGCAGCCUGGGGGAACCCUCCCUGACCUGGAGAGCACAGACGAGGCAGUAAGGUUACUGAAGAGUCGGGCCAACAAUGAUGUUCCUUUCUUCUUGGCUGUGGGCUUUCACAAACCACAUAUACCCUUCAGGAUACCACAGGAAUACCUGAGUCUAUAUCCCAUAGACCAAAUGACUCUGGCCCCUGAUCCCAAUGUCCCUACACUUCUACCACCUGUGGCCUACAACCCCUGGACGGACGUAAGGAGGAGAGAUGAUGUCCAAAAGCUCAACAUUAGCUUUCCCUAUGGACCAAUUCCUAAAGACUUUCAGCUGCGUAUCCGUCAGCACUAUUACGCUGCUGUAUCUUACAUGGAUGCUCAGGUUGGACGGCUGCUCAGUACCCUUGAUGAGCUGGGGCUGGCUGAGAGCACAAUGGUGGUGUUCACUUCAGAUCAUGGUUGGUCAUUAGGAGAACAUGGCGAAUGGGCUAAAUAUUCUAAUUUUGAUGUGUCAACACGUGUCCCACUUAUCUUCUACAUUCCUGGGGUCACCACUCGCCAUCAUAGGCUGGGAGAGUCUACCUUUCCUUUUAUUGAUGCCCUCACCCAGUCAGAGCUCAUCUUUAAGAAUGACAAAGUUAUAAGGAACAUGGUGGAGCUGGUGGAUGUUUUCCCUACUGUGUCCUACAUGGCUGGCCUCCGAGCACCAAAACCUUGUCCUGACAUUUCUUUCCAGGAGGAGUUGUGUACAGAAGGAGAUAACUUGGCCUACACCUUCCGACACAGAGAAAGAGGAGUGGAUGAGGAAGACAUAGCCUUCAGCCAGUACCCUCGACCUGCUGAGACACCACAGGAGAACUCUGACCUCCCUGACCUUAAUGACAUAAGGAUCAUGGGUUACUCUCUACGCUCCUGGGACUAUAGAUACACUCUCUGGCUGGGAUUCAACCCCAAAACAUUUCAGGUGAAUGUCUCAGAUGUCCAUGCUGGAGAAUUGUACAUGUUAGCAACUGACCCAGGUCAGGAUAAGAACCUCUUCAGUGACUCUGAGCACAGCGUGAUGAUGAGAAAGUUACCCAGCCUGCCUCUUACUGUGAGUCUGCAGAUGAAAAUGAGGCUGCAGCUCCUCUACCUCUCAGCAGGGAUGAAAACAAGUAGAAGGAAGGCGUGAUGACGAGAAUAACACACAACAGAUGGACGGAUGGAGACAAGUACAAAGGGAUGAUGGAUGGAUGAAAAACUUUAUCUAGAAAGGGAGAAUACCUUGAAUGUUUCUUUUAAUAUAAUGCAGACUUGAUUUAGUGUUAUGUGCCAUCACUAUUAAUCUUUCAGGCUCAGUUCUUCAGGCUAAUGUUCCUUGUUAAGAACUCAUUGGCAGGCACAUUUGGGUUCAACACAUGAGCAAAGUGAAUAACAAAGCACUUACGCUGUUUCUUUUCAGGAGUUUGUUUUGCUCAGAGAAACAUCCAUAUGUGUGCAGAAACUUCUGAUUGGUUUGUCUUGCUGCUGCUAAACUCAGCUUCCAGUGUUUUCCUUGAUGUCUGUGAAAACUUGAUUCACCUGUGAAAAGAAGGUGUAAUUCUAAUUUUGCAUGACUCCAAUUUUAGCAGCCAGUAGACAGAGUUCAGAUUAUUAAUAGAGUUGUUGACAUUUUGAGAAAUAGACUUGUUGCCUUUCUUUCUGAGAGUUGGAUGAGGAGAUCAAUACCAUCUGGGUCGGUUCACCCCAACAUCAAAACCAAGUAUUUUUUCUGUCACCUAUAGUGCUCUUCAUCAGUCUGAAUUGAUUGUUGGAGAUAUCGGCCGUAGAGAUGUCUGCUUUCUCUCCAUUAUAAUAGAACUAGGUAGCACUUGACUUGUGGUGCUCAACGCAUCAAAAAAAUAGAAAGAAAGACUCAACAGCAAUGUCUUUUGCCAGAAAGCAUGACCUGGUUAUGCACGAUAAUCCACAGACCUUGAUGUGAGCAGUUUCAUGUAAAAUUCAUGAAAUAUUUUCU